This is a messenger RNA of Hipposideros armiger (great roundleaf bat), 13919 nucleotides long. RefSeq names its product zinc finger protein 704 (gene ZNF704). The transcript is spliced from 10 exons. Gene Ontology annotation, biological process: regulation of transcription by RNA polymerase II. Gene Ontology annotation, molecular function: DNA-binding transcription factor activity; RNA polymerase II cis-regulatory region sequence-specific DNA binding. The record is from RefSeq and is a predicted model, not a curated record. Bases 465 to 1757 code for a protein of 430 amino acids. Lineage: Eukaryota; Metazoa; Chordata; Mammalia; Chiroptera; Hipposideridae. Gene Ontology annotation, cellular component: nucleus.
UCAAAUAUUUAUUGAGUACCUACUGUGUGCCGGGUGCUAUUCUAGAACACAGCAGCGCACAUCUUCCAGAUGCUUGCAUCUGGUGCGAGGAGUCAGAGCCACCACCAGCCAAACAAACAAAUAAGUAAGCAUGGUGCUUUGUGAUUGUGAUGUACGCUAUGAGGGAAAUAGUGGUAUCUCAGAGUCUAGGAGGAAGAAGUGUAAGCUGUUACGGGGAAGGCCUCCCUAGGAAGGGGCAUUUGACCUGAGAUCUGAGACAUGCAGCUUGAGAAGAAGAUCUUUCCGGGAAGAAGGAAUAACAACUGCAAAAGUCUUGAUGUGGGAAGGAGGAAAAGAUUCGAUGGUGUGGAACUUGUUGGUGUCCUUGACAAAAGAAUAUGAAGUCCGUGACGUGACCAGAGUGGGCUGAGCAGGAACCGGGAGGCGAGGACGCAGUGAGACAGGUGGGAAGCAUUAAGCGGGAAAUGACCUUCACAUUUCAACCAGAGGAUCUAAAACGUGACUCUGGUAAGAAGAUGUCACAUCAGCACUUGUUCCCUCUGGCCAUGGAGGAAGAUGUGAGAACAGCAGAUGCCAAAACAGCCCCCCGAAUCCUUGAUCAUGACAAAGAGAAUACCCGCUCCGUCUGUCUCCUUGAGCAAAAGCGAAAAGUCGUUUCUUCCAAUAUCGACGUUCCUCCGGCAAGGAAAUCCUCAGAGGAACUGGACAUGGACAAGGUGACGGCGGCAAUGGUACUAACCAGCUUGUCCACCAGCCCUUUGGUCCGAAGCCCUCCUGUGCGGCCGAAUGAGGGCCUCAGCGGAUCCUGGAAGGAGGGCGGCGCCCCUUCCAGCAGCUGCAGCAGCAGCGGCUACUGGAGCUGGAGCGCCCCCAGCGACCAGUCCAACCCGUCCACGCCGUCGCCGCCACUGUCCGCCGACAGCUCCAAGCCUUUCCGCAGCCCCGCGCCCGACGACGGCAUCGACGAGGCCGAGGCCGGCAACCUGCUCUUUGACGAGCCCAUCCCCAGGAAAAGAAAGAACUCCAUGAAAGUGAUGUUUAAAUGCCUCUGGAAAAACUGUGGGAAGGUGCUGAGUACAGCGGCAGGCAUCCAGAAACACAUCCGGACGGCUCACCUUGGGGAACAGCAUGUGCGAGGGGGUGUCGUCCGACUGCUCCGUCUCCUCGGCCUCAGGCGUGUUGGGGACUCCGACUGCAGCGACGGCGAGGAGGACUUCUACUACACGGAGAUGAAGCUCAACACAGAUGCGGUGGCGGACGGACUGAGCGGCCUGGCCCCGGGCUCACCCUCGCAGUCCCUGGCCUCACCCCCCACCUUCCCCAUCCCGGAUUCAAGCCGGACGGACACCCCUUGUGCCAAAACCGAGGCUAAGCUGAUGACGCCCCUGAGCCGCUCGGCCCCCACCACCCUCUACCUCGUGCACACCGACCAUGCUUACCAGGCCACGCCCCCCGUGACCAUUCCAGGAUCGGCCAAGUUCACCCCCAAUGGCAGCAGCUUCAGCAUUUCUUGGCAGUCUCCUCCAGUUACCUUCACAGGUAUUCCGGUGUCCCCAACACAUCAUCAUCCGCUGGGCACAGGAGAGCAGAGACAGCACACGCACACGGUCCUGUCGUCCCCGCCCAGAGGGACGGUCAGCCUGAGGAAACCUCGCGGAGAGGGCAGAAAGUGCCGGAAGGUGUACGGCAUGGAGCACCGCGACCUGUGGUGCACUGCCUGCCGCUGGAAGAAAGCCUGCCAGCGCUUCACCGACUGAGACGCGACUCUGCGGCCCGGCCGCUGGCGCUCGGCCACCCUCACCUCCCACUGCAGGCUCCGGACGAUGCUCUCCCUUCUGAACAAAACACGCCGGAAGCCCAGGAAAAGCACUUCCAGGAGCCUUGGUGGAAUUACAGCAAAAAAUAAAACCAGGUCACCACCCCUCCCUGGCCUUGCUAAGUAAGAGUCGAGCCGAGGGCACCUGUAACUCGUUUUGUGUGUGUGUGUGUGUGUGUGUGUGAAAAGAAAAGUCAUCCUUUCUUGCUGUGUGUCUAGGUCUGAAAACUGUGGACUCCUCUAACCUCUGAACCAACAAAGCCCAAAAAAGGAGGCAGAUUUUUGAUCAGCUUUCUCAAUAAUGCCGUUUCUGAGGUUUUGCCCAACACACACAGAAAGCUACAUGUUAUUCCGUAGCAUUUGUACAAAGAACAAUACCUGCUUUUGUGUGAACCGUCUUUUCCUGGUUUUCCAUUUGACUUCUUGGAGCAGCACAUAUCAUGACGACGUGGUUGCCAGAAAGGGCAGCACCCUGGGGAUCUUUUUUAUCGUCUGUCUUGUUGGUUGGUUUGUUUUGUUUUGAAGAAUGGCCCCAAACAGAACCACGGCAGAGCUGUGAGCUUGAAGGGCCCCCCGAUGGCAGAAGCUCGAAGAAACUGAGGACAGAAUCACCAGCAGACUUCAGCUCCGAGCUGAGCUCAGGACGUCCAGCCGUCACUGUGGGGAAACACCUCGAGGUCUUCCUGGGAUCCAUCCGGAGCCCUUCUCCAGGAAGCCCAGCUCCAGCUCCAGCUCCACCUGCCACAGCCCAGCCCAGGACCGGCGCGUGGAGCCUGCGGUAAGCCCGAUGCGUCUUUCAGGGAUGUGAUGCGAACCGCAGCUGGGAUCUGUGUGUCACCGCCUGUGUGACGAAGUCAUUGCCAGGUUGAUGGGUCUUCGGGCCUUCCCGCAGAACUCCACACAGUCUGGACUGAGAAAAGGUCAAGAGGUCAAGCUGGCCCUGCAGGCUUGCUGUGCACGGCAGCGCACAGCCUCCGCGUCCCCAUCUGCUCAGAAAGCCGCGUGAGGUCAGCAAACCAACAUCCGUUCUGAGUGCACUUUGAUAGGUUUUUAUGCUUUAGCAUGUCUGGGAGAUGGCUUCAUGAACACUCGAAGCAUCGUAUGGGUAAAGGGAAGAUCCAAACCUUUAUUUUUCUUAUGAAAAUAGUGGAGCUAGCCAUUAAGAGUUUGCUCACAAGGGAACAUAGAGAACACCAAAAGGAAAGCGCACAUCGGUAUAGGAAUCUCUGGGUUUAGCAGGACCAGGGCCUGCAGUGUGUUUCAUUUGUCAGGCAUUCGAAGCUGGGUGGUUGGCUGGCUGGUUGGCUGGCUGGUUGGUUGGCUGGCUGGCUGGCUAGUUGGUGGUUGGUUUGGCGGUAGAGGUGCGGGGAGUGGGGAGUAGUUGUCGAGCCCUAUAAACAUCUACGCUCCUCUCGACUGCCCUGCUGAAGAGUUAUUCCUCCUAUACCUAUGCAAAGAGGUGCAAGCACCUUCUAGGAUGGAUGCAGUACACGGGACGGGCCGCCUGGGAGCAGCCACAGGAAUGUUAAAUCAAGUUGCACAAAGGAAAGUUUAAUAUAUGUCUAGAGAUUGUACAUACGCCUUUUUUAAAAGAGUAUUGAGACGUCAUCUAGUAAUAACAGAUACCCUUUUUUUAUAUAAGCAAGGGAGAUCUAAGGAGGUUCUGCAGUGGAACAUCUACAUUCAUAUAUUUUGGCAAUUUUAUUUUUUCAAACUCUCAUGACUUUUCAAACAUUAUUUCUUGGAAGAGAUCCUGUGUUCCUCCUUGAUUUACGUUUUUCUUUAAAAACACUUAUUCCAAGAGAGCAGAGAAAGAGCUCCGGUUAACUUCGCGUCCGGAGGCCCCCUCAGCACACCCUGCAGUGCCUGCUCUCAUGUCUGUUUAGUGCUGCCGGGGUCAGCCAGGAGAGGGCUCUUUUUUAAGGGCAGAAAUGCUCUGCCUCCUGUACCCCAGCAUGUCUUUUCUCCUCCCUGGAGACCUGUCACUUCACCUGCAGGCCCCCUCUGCUGUGGGUAGAGUGCCCAGGGGCUGUGGUGAGGCCAGGGCUGGUCAGCCGUGUCGGCAGGCUCACCGUGUCCUCAAACGGUGGUUGGGGUGCGACCCUGGAACAGGGGGAUCGUCUUCAGUAAGGCUCCUGGCUCUUGAUCCUAAUCCUGUGAUGAAGGGCCAAAUCCACCUACCACCACCACCACCACCACAGAGCUCUGGGAUGCAGGAGGGAGAGACCUUUGCUGGGGAGCAGUCCUGGGGCCACUCCGUGGCUCUCCCCAAGAGUGACAGGACGUGGGUUCUGAGCUCGGGCCUGGCUGAGCCCAGCUCAGCCCUUACCUGGAUUUUAGCCAAGGCACGGGUACAGGCAGAAGGAAGAACUGAGUGCAACUGCCCGGAGACUUCCCUCUCUAAUGCCUCCUUUACACGCACUCUUCCAAAUCCCCCACCCACGUGGGGGGUCCCUUUCUGCCGGCCUGCCCUUUCUGGCUUCCAGACUGCACAGACACCCAUUCCCUGUACCAAGCCGGGUGAUAAUUAGGGGACCACCAAGCCUCGCCUGGCUGGCCUCAAAGAAAUGGGGUUCGAUUUCUAGCAGGCCACCAGAAAGCUAUGAAUUGCAAUAUACAACACUGAUUGUAGAAGCUAAAAUUAAAAAAAAAAAAUGUACAGCUAUUUUGUUAUACUUUGGAACGAAACGAAGUGCCAAAUGAAGCCCGACUUUCAUUUAUGCCAUCUCUGUGGUACCAGGUUCCUGUCUGUCUUCACUCAGCAGAGGGAAGUGGUUGGGAAGCGACAUCCCCCGACACGCUCUGGCUGCUGAGCUGUAGGCUGUCCAUCCAUCACGGGGACCUCAGAGACCUGUCUGUGCAAACACAGUGGCGCUGCUGUGGAUUCUGGUCCCAGAGUAUUUCUAAAGAAGGCAUGUCGUAGCCUUGACUUUUCUCUCUCCGAUACCCCUUCCUUCAGAAAAGAUUUCUCACCUCUCUCCAAGAAGGCAUGUCAUAGUGAUGGACAGACAGCGGCAUGGCAGAAAGAGGCCAUCGGGCAGUAGCCUCAGCCCUUCCCAGAGGAUGCGUACCCAAUUUGUGGGAAGCAGCGUGACACCUUGGAGAAAGUCGCAAGAGGGCUUGGGACCCUGAGGAAAUACAAGAGGCCCGUGGGCACCUGGUUCCCAGUCACCGUCCUAGGGCUGAUCAGCCCAGUGGCUGUCCUGGGCACCCCCGGGGAGCUGCCACUUGUUUCGGGGGGUGGCUGCCUGCAGCAAGAAGGCAGUACGCUGAAGGAGCCAGGACUCCACACCUUUGCAAGCAGCCCUGGGUUCUGAAUUAGCCAGCAGCCUGAGCCCACUUCUUCCGUCAUGAGACGUCAUUGGGAAACGCAAGCACAGUGUGCGCUCGAGCAUGUUUAGGGAAACGUGACGAGAAUUGUACGCAUGGGAGAGAAUACCUUGAGAGGAGUAGGAAAAUCCUAUAUAAAAUAUUCAUUUCCUCAGGGAAAAUUAUGUGACAAAGGGAACUGGAGGCUCUUAAGAAACUAGGAAGACUUUUUUUAUCUCUAAAAUCUUAAGUUUUUUGUGUUUUUUUUUAAUGAACAUGAAAUCAUUUCAAGACAAAUUCACAGGAACUGGACAGUGCCGACUUGUUGAGGCGUGGAUGUCUGCUGUGUGCGAAAGAGCCAUGUCUCUGGGGCUGAACCUGCGCUUGAAAGCCGACAUCUGGACCACAGUUAGCAUUCCCAGUGGGUGUCCACAGACCCACGUGAGGCUCCUUCUGAAUGUACCUGUGAAUCGCAAAGCCUUGGCGUUCCCUUUUCUAAUCACCGGUGGGAUGCCUAGUCGUUAGCGACAUGGCGAAAGCCGCUAGGGCUGUGCGAUGCUGUCACGGCAUUUAGGGAGCAAACUCCUCUGCACCUUUGUGGGGAAGGUGCUGCUUUUUCUCUUGACCCUGCAGGAUUCUCUCGACCAUGUCAACGGUAGCACUGCCCUGUGUGAGCACAGGAAAGGACCUGUGCACAUGCAUGGGUGGAAACGGAGCAGGGUGCGUGAAUAGUGGAGGGAAUGUGGGUUGCUUUAGAGAAGGUGCAGGGCACACAGGUCACCUGGAAGUUGGCGUUUCUCUAAGAAAAUAGCCCGAUCAGCGACCAGCGGCUCACACACUCUCCGGCUCCUCCUAGCCGUGGGGUUCUGGGAACUGUUUCCUCGUGUCUUUUUUGCAUUGCAACUAAUCAAACCAGAAGUCAGUGAUGUGAGAGUAGCGCUUUUAGGCACCAGUCGUAUCAGUAAGGAACGCACACCAGUCCGGCAAGCAAGUAUAACAUGGAUGUAAGACUGCCUGGUUUGCUUAUUGUGACUGCCUUUGAAAAAGCUCACACCCAAUGGUCAACAUGCUUUAAAAGGUGUAUCUAUCACAGGACCAGCAAUCAAAAUGGGAAUUUUACUUCUGGUCCUGUUUUGUAAAUAGUUCCUUUUUUUUUUUUAAGACAAUCUCAUGUUUUAUAACUCUUCUUGUGGGUCUGAGAAUCACCAUGGUAAUGUGUUGUGUCAAAAACGUGAUCUGAAAUACAGUAACGGCGAUGACUUAAUUUUCCAAAUCAGACAAGAAAUAUACUGCUUAGGCUUCUACAAUUCUGAGAGACAUGACACUUUUCUAAUACGCAUUAGUACUUCUCAAGUUAACAGAACUGGAAAUAUUUUACAAGAUGCCGUGUUUUUGUAAUCACAAAGAACAUGAACAUUUUGUGGGAAAUGACCUUGGUUUUAUACAUUGUAGCUUAUUUUUUAAAAUACAGUAUUUUACCGGACAGGAAGUGUUCAUAUUAUAAGCAAUUCCUGCUCUCCAAACAAAGGGCUAUGCCUCUUUUAAGCAAGUGUUUUGAUGCCUAUCUUUUCAAUUAACCCUCUGCAGGGUAGAAAUGCAGGUUAGAUGGAAAGAUUAUAAUGAGAGACUCAAAAUGGCAACAGCUACUCCUUUUAUCACUACCAGUGUGUUUUCACAGUCUUGUGGGGGAAAAGACACUUUAAAAACCAUCCUAUGUAUCUCAAAUCUUUAAAAUGUUAACAGACAUGCAUAUAAGCAAUGGGAGAAAUAUUCCUGUAAAUUUCUUUAGUGUAAAAAGAUAGAUUCCGUCACAAAGACAAGCUUCCUGCUCAACCUACCAGAACCACAAACCUGCAUUUAACUAGCAAGUAUCAUUUGGUGGAAAUUUCUCAAAUCAUGGAAUGUAAGCCCAAAGAUAGGAUUCUUAGGUGAUCAGUGGUGUUUGAAGUCAUUUUGUCCUCGGUAUUCAUUAAAUACCUUGAAUUUUCUUGCAGAACAAAUGCUUGAUUCUUCACGUGAAGAAUUCACAGACACGCCAGGUUGAGAUCAGAAAGUCACUGUAUUCCCGAGAGCUGGGAAUGAAGAAGGAACUGUGGCAAGCUUAUUAACUGCACCAGUAAUUCUGAGCUUUGCCAAACCGGUCCUAACGCUGUGCAGUUUCAUCUAGCCCACUCGCUGUUAAUGCAAGAAAGCAUCUUUUCUUUCUAAGAUUUUAGUCAUUCAAAAGUGAGGCUAACUAGCCAAUUCUGCAGGUAACCUCAAAAGGAAAACUGGGAUAGAAUGGCCACACACCCAUGGGGCAAGUCCUAGGAGGGGGUGAGAGGGUCGCUCAGACCUUACUUUCACAUGGGCUUUAGGAUCUGAGCACAUGCGCACUAGAAACAUGCAGAGUUAGGGAACAGUGUGGAGACAGCCUAUCCUGGUGGCUAGGAUGAGGCCGUCGGCAAGUCUCUCUGUGUCCACUGUUAGCAUUAAAGGUCCUGAGAAGCAUUUACUGCUGUCUGGUGUUGAAUCAAGUGAGUGUUGCCCCCUCUCUAAGUAGAAGCUUACUAAUGGUAUAUAACAGAUGCCUUGGAAAGGCCAGGUAGCUUCUGUCAAUGAGUGAUUCAGGAUAGGUGAAAAACAGACACUAGAGAAAAGCGGGGAUGAUGGCGGGCAUGAGAACACACAGCCCCUGUGAAGGGGGACCCAGCUCUAGACAAUCAGACCCAUGUACAAGUCAGGCCCGAGGCAGUGAGGUUGCUGACUUGGCUGUUAUCAAAUGUGAUGUUACCUGACAUUUAAGUUUGACAACUGACUCAGGUUUCUGGCCAGCACUUUGUGGACAGAUGCAGCCUUUGGCCACCAGCUCCAGUUGUCGGGGACAGCAGGUGUUACAUGCCAUCAGGUGAGGCUCUUCCAUCAGCCCCACCAACUCACACCUGGGCACAGUCUGGGCAAUGAAAAUCAAAGAAGGGAAAAAGGUCCGUUCUCCCUGGAAGCCAUUCUCGUGGAAGACUUGAAUGCAGAGACGUGAUGUCCUUCCAGUAGCCUUUGCCUCUGACCCACAUACGCUGACGCCCUCCCCGCUCCCACGCCGCCUCCCUGUGGUGUGCCCAGACCGUGCCCCAAAGCAUUGAAUGACCAUAAGCCUACCUUUCUGUUCUCACUGCCGCGACCACUGUGAUGAGGGCGUGGCAAAGGGCGGCCCUGUGCCUUCAAAGAAGGCAGCCAGGAGCCCUGCAGAGCCCUGCAGCUAAAGUAGGGCACGUGGCCGCCUCGUGCGGGGCCCCUGGGCCAGCCCUUCCCCCGACACUUCCUGUCCAUCUUGACGCGUGACUUCCUGUUCCAGGGUUAGAUUUCUGUCCUUUUACCUCUUAUGUGGUAAAAUCCUUGCUUCAGAACUGGUAGGGUCUUGGGUGUUACGGAGUGUCCUCUGAGCUCAGAGUGGCGUUUCUCCACACACAACCUUAGCCUCUCUGUCAGAGGGCAAAGACAAAAUGGGAAUAAAUGUGUCGUGGAAAAAAUUAGACGUAGCUUCCUUCAUGGGGAUGACCUAAGUGAUUUUAGACUGUAUCUCACACCAGAGUCCCGAUGGUGUUGGGAUACUCGCCAGCCCUUUCACAUACGUAAUAAAGUAGGUCUCUUUCGGACACGCUGUGUCACUUGACCUUCCUAAGAACCCAGUGUAGAGCAGGAAUAGGUAGGUUCUCCAUCACCCACCUCCAAGGCCAACCUGGAGUGGUCUUGAACCUGGGAGUCAGCUUCAUGACUGCCCACAAAGAGGAGGAAGAGAAAGGGCUUUUGACAGCCCAGACCUUAGUCUUCUAGAACAAUGCCAGACCUGAAAAGAUCCAGCCACCCAUCAAGGUUCUUAACCUAUCUUUUCAAUCUGUCUUUCAGCACGGAAGUCAGAGCCCAUUCAUUCACCUUGUCAAAUGCAAAAGUACUCACCCUCAAGUGUAACCUUUAGGGCGGCACCAUGAAUAGGGCCCGCCUGUUCCCUAAGUUCCAGCCAUCUCAGUGGUUAUUAGAGGAGUUUGGUAGUUAAUGCAAGCAACAGUUUUGACUCCUUGGGGAAAGUUAUUUUGCUGCUAACAUUCACAUUACCCAUAUAAACUUAAGCUGAUGCCAGAAAAUUUUUAACAGCUCAAAUUUACAAAUUGUAACCAUCAAAUCAACUUCAAGUAGGGAAACCCUGGGAAUCUGGUGGAGUGGUGUUUAAAUACGACUGCAGUUUAAGCCACACAGGCGAUGCCUGAGAUUUCUGUCACUGUGAGUGACGCACAGGUGGCCCAAUAGGUGAUGGGUUUCAUCUCACCCUUCCCCGCAGCUUACCAAGUCUCACACCUUGAGUUCCCGGCAAAGCCACUUGCAGGGAGCUGGAAGGGACCUAAACCAGUGUCGCCUGCCACCUCCUUCAUCAGUAGGCUGUUUCAUAAAUGACACUGAUGUCUGUAAAGUAACAGUCCAGUGCUGGAGGAGGAAACAGGGCACUUUUCUCCGCUGGAGAAGAAGGCCGUGUGGCGAUGGUGGCACCAACGCCGUGACAGUGGCAGGACUCAGGAGGACCCAAGCUGUAGGGAACAGGAACACUUCUGUUCCCCAAGGGGACAAGGCUAGAUGUUGAAAGAAGGUGGGGAUUGUGAACUCAAUGCCUAAACUGUAGUCCCUGUUUUUCAAAAAUGUUCUUUCACAUUGGGCAUCAUCCAUGUAAUGAUCUGCUGACUUCCCAAAGAAAAGAGUCCCUUUAUAUUGGGCUGUUGGGAAAGUCAUACGUAUUUUUUCUAUGUUUUUCGGUGCAAAAAUGCGUCAUGACUUUUCCGACAACCCAAUAUAAAUUAUGAAAUGUUAAAAAUUAAUUCUCACAUCUAAUUAACUACAGGUUUUCCCUGCUAUCUGAAAGGUAGAGGUUCUGAUGAAACCCUUUGCAAACAGAAAUGGUAAAUUGAAGACCUGCAUUCGUAGGUAAUGGCUUUUUUCUAAAAGCGACAAUCGUCUUCGGAAUUUUCACUUAGCGAAAACAGGUUGCUAACGUGGGACGUUCGUAAAAGCCCAGUGGCCUAACGCUAACUUUGGGAAGUGGGGGACACAUGUAUUACAUUCAAUUAUGGGGCAAUUCCCUAAAUAUUUAAUUCAGAAAAUUAGCCAGAGGAUAAAGCAGCAACUCCUGGAAAAGGCAAGACAGCUGUCAUUAAAGAAUGACAUUUUCUUUAAAAAAAAAAAAAAAAAGUUGCUCAUCUAUUUUCUUCUGAAUUCUCUCUGCACCCUGACUAAAGAGGAAAACCAGCUCUCUGGAGAAGCUGAGCUUUGUGAGAGUGAGGACAGUCCCCAUCUGGCAGCCGCCUCACAUUUGCCAGUGACACAUCCCUCUCCCGUCUGCUCUCACCUGCCCGCACCAGCGGCCACGCUGUCAUGUAUGUUCCCUGCCCAAAGCCCCAGAUGAAAUAUUUUUCUUCUGGGCUCCUCACUUCUCACUCUUGAAUCAAGUCCAAGGGGAUAAAUGUCACCGUGACUGGUGAGCUGGGCUCAGUCAGUGAGGCCACCCCUUCCUUGAGGGGGAGAAGUCCCAUCUGUCUAAGCAGUUUUGGGUGAUCACUCAAAGAGAGCAGGGCCAUCAGCUCACAGCCUGUCACACUCAGCGCAAGACUCGGUCAGACUCGCUGAUGAACGACAGGCAGAUCGCUUGUCCUCGCAGUCUGACUCAGAGGGCCCUACUCCCCCAGCCCCUUCCCCGUGGACCACGAUGGAGGACCAUAACCAACAGGGAGGGGCAGAGGGAGGGCGCGUCACCUUUGGUUACCCCAGGCCGGACCUCUGCCCACAUGAUACAGCGCGAAAACUGAACUGGCCUUUUUAUGAGAAAGGAAGUGGCUCCCGUGGGGUGCCGUUGCUUUAAUUUUACAUCUGUGGGAUGAGAAAGCCACAGCUCCAGUCUGCUCAUAUCGUGACGCCUUUGUCCCUCGCCCUGGUGCUUCCCACUCAUGUUUGGGCACAGAUGGCGGGCAGAGAGGAAAGAGAUGGAACUCAGGCCAGCCGCUGCUGCCAGGGGUGGAAUUAUGCCCCAGUGAUCAACAGCGUAGCUUAAUCAUAAAGGGCCCCUACGCCACCCUGAAAUAAGGAUGCAUCGCUUGCAGAUAGCAAAGCCUUGACCAAGCCCUGUGAUGAAAGCAAAGCCCCCUUUUUUCCGAGUCUCCUGACUGGGGAGCCUCCGUGACCACUGGUAGGUUUAGGAGUUAGAUGUUUAGGGAAGAGCUCAAUACCCCCAAAUAUACUUGUUCUGUGACUUCAAUAACCGAAAACGCCCUCGGUGUAAACCCAGGAAUGUGGAUCAUAUAUGUAAAAAAAAAAAUGCCCUUUAUCAAUAUUUUCCUACAACACACCCUAAAAUUCCUACUAUUUUUGUAAUGAAUGGUUGGACGGUGGUCAGCCAUUUAAACAUGUGCUCUCUGGAAUAACCAGACACUAGUGUAGUUCCCAAAGCGUUUCGUGCAUCAAAAUCUAUAUACUUAGAAGAACUCAGGAUAAGAAAAAAACUGCUAGGUCCCAAAGGGUUUGUGACUAAGGUCUUCUUCUUGUGAGGGGGGCUGAGGAAUGAGAGGAACAGCAGUUGUCAGAAAACCUCUGUUGCCCUUAGGCCAUGAUAAGGCUUUAAAAAAAAAGUCUACUUUUAAAAAUUAAGCCAUCUUUCAAAUUGUUUUUCUACACCAAAUCGAAAAUAUUAAGAUGAGAUUAGAAAACAUUUGAAAUGGGGUAGUUAGUGGAAAUGCUGCCUGUAGAAAGCAUUGCUUUUUGGUGCCUGCUAAACCAGUAAAGGGGACAGGCUCUUCUUACUAAAGAGAAAGCGGCUGGUCCUUCCGGUUACUUGACAGCGUUCAAGUGACAGGCGUUAACCAGUAAUUGGGCACGAAUUCAAAAGCAAUGGGGCAACGCCAUCCAAUUUUUAGAGAUCUUUGAAAUUCAGUCUUACCACCAUUUGGAGGUUAAGGACACAUGGCUUAUAAAAGUCUUUAGUUAAUAUUAGUGAAUGAAUGUAUAAAGUUACAAACUAUGCAUUUGCAAAGAGGAAUGUUUAUUUUGUGUCGAAUCCAAGUAAAUUCUUCUCAUAGAGACUUAUCACAACCAGAAAUUAUUCAAAGUGAACUUGAAGGCGUAUUGUUAUGGGGAUGUGGGACUCUCGCCUAGAUUCUUUGAGCUGAUAUUUUUAAAGACAGUGCAUUGAAACUUCAGGCUCUAAACAAAGUCAGUCGUUAUGGUGAAUAAAUGGGAAAUGGUUUCUGUUUUACUUCUUAAUCAGAAGAGGGACAUGUUGGCUGUCACAAGAUGUGCCCAGUUCUUCCGAGGCCUAGCAACAGUAACACUGGAUUAACAAGCAAACAAAACUGCACAGAGUUAAGGAGUAUGGCAUUGGAUAAAUACAGCAUAGAUUGUGUCUAGUGUGUUUGAUUCUCAACCGAAGGGGGGAAAAAAAAGUUCUUCAAAGGUCAUAUAAUUUCAAAGAACAAAAUAUAAAAAUAUUGUCCCGCCAAGCAAAUCAUUGCUUUUUUUUUUUUUUUUUCAGAAUUACAGGGAGAUGAUCACAUAUAUUCUGGGGGAAGUCCGUAUAGAAUAUGCACACAUUUCUUCAGCCCUCUUGUUGAUUUUGUAUUUUCAUGAAACCUUUCCCAUUAUCAACUUAUCUUUGCUCCUUAAUCAGGGUUUUGCUACGUUACUCAGUAUGAGAAACAAACAAAAAAACCCAGUUCUUCAUCUGACAAUGCGGAAAUAAAUAAAGAACAUUUCUCUACCAUUCUGGUUCUCUUCUGUGUCUGCUGAGAAAGCUUCUCAACUGUUUGUAUGUAAAGUAAGGGAAGACGCACUUCUCAAGCUGGUAUUCACGGUUAUACUGGAUAUGUCUGCUGCCUAGUUAGAGGCUGGGUGGGGAUGUGUCUUUUUAUAUGAUUUUUAGCCAAAUUCCAAUGUUCUGAUACUGCAUUUCUACAGACCUAGCUGGCUGUACAUCAGCCUGUGGAGGUUCAGGCUCAUAAGCCUUUUUGUGACCGUCCCUCAGCCAUGCUCCUUGUCAGCUUUUGGCACAUUGUACAUAGAUUUGUCGAAUGUUUAAAUGACGUUGUUUUUCUAAAUGCUGUUCUCUACAACAACUUUUUGAAUGUUUUUUUUUUUUUUUGCUUUCCAUUGUUUGGGACUUCGUGUGCUGGUUGAAAAAAAAAAAGUUUCCUAAAUAUUUAACACCAGAAAAAAACAUAUAUAUUGAAAAUAAACUGGUGCUAAUUGACAUAGAAGAAAAAUUUCAGAUUGAAGAUGUACAACAUGAAACGUUCAUACCAGUUCCACGAAACUGCACUUUCGCGAGGGGACAGUGGCACUCACCUAAAGUGGGCACCAGGAGGGCCACUGAGUGUUUACAGGUCCUGUGGCCCAUUUCUGUGGAAAAUACCAGAAGGACACUGUCCCCCCGAGUCAAGGGUUUGCUCCCCUGGUCCUGUGGAAGCGUUUAUAGAAGUCAAAGUUUGUGGUAAGAAUCACGUUAGUAAUAGUCUUCUGGUCUUUGGACUUCCGUGUUCUGUAAUGCUUAGCUGUGACAAUGAACCUGGUGUGGCCCGUCGAGCCGGACAUCCUUGUUGACCUAUACUGACUGCUGUGUGGCUCUAGCUUGGCCGGACUGGCCCAGGCUGAGCCAGAACACGGGGCCUGUCAGUAAGACCGUUCUGACUGCGACAGUGUCGACACACACGAGCUGAAAUGCACUUGUAACUGGUUAAUUACCAUGAGGUCUAACUUCCACUCAAUAAAAGUUUUUGUGUACCUGCUUCUA